Anneissia japonica is the source of this 4516-nucleotide messenger RNA. RefSeq lists its product as uncharacterized. Bases 447 to 2459 code for a protein of 670 amino acids. NCBI's taxonomy places the organism in Eukaryota, Metazoa, Echinodermata, Crinoidea, Comatulida, Comatulidae. The transcript has 8 exons. The record is from RefSeq and is a predicted model, not a curated record.
GCCUUUGAUUGGUAUUGUAGACAGAAGAUAAAUACUCUGAAAGGCGAUGAAAGCACUGUUAUGAUAAAGGCAAACGGUCUAAGAAGCAACUAAGAAUUGAGUUCUAGUUGCUAGGCAGUUAAAUGGCCAGCCGGCCUAUGCAGUCACGGGAACCAUUUAAUUCACUCUUUGAAACAACAGUAUUUAACAGAAGGUGUUCUAGAUAUUAUUUUAAAUAAUUUUCUAAGAGUAUAUCUUUUUCAAUUGUAUUUUCAUAUGAUUUUCAACUUUGGAUUGUUCUACAAAAUUACUGUUUUAAAUCAGUGGUGCUUGACCACAUGGUGGCGCUAUUAAACUUGAGACGUCUUGGUGAUUUGCAAACAGAACGUCUUCGAAGUUUUGUUUAGCAAAAAUAAAGAGGUGGUGUUUACGCUGUUGUUGUAAAGAGAUGGUAUUUUCUGAGAAGUAUGACAAAUCGUCCUAAAAGUGGUCGAUUGACUAACCGGAAUUUGAGAUUUUUGAGUCUGUCUUGUAAAGAGAGGGGUUAUACAAUAGAAGAACGUCCCCAUGGAGGAUACAAAGGUCUUUCUAAGCAGUACCCCCUGUCGGUUCUGGCAUUUGAUAAGCCGGCGGAGUACCUAAAAAACGUGAGAAAAUGUGUUGCAGAUGACUAUGAAGAAGAAAAGCAGCGAAGGCUAAAUGCCCCUGCAUGGAUGAGCUGGGCUAACAAGAUGAAGAACCACACAGGAGAGCAGGCACUGAUGGUGCAGAAAUAUCUGGCUAGUAAUAAGGAUGAACAAGUUAAAGGUGUGCUUUCAUCGUAUACUGAAAGAAUGCAAAACAGGUGUAACAGCGCCCCCAGUGACCCAGACAAAAUGCUUGUAAAAACCAACAGCACACAUCAGUUUUUGACAUCGACCGAUAGAUAUGGAGAGUCAGCAGAAUUGGUAGAUAUCUCACUUGGACGACCAACACGCGCGAGUUUGCUGCGUGUACACCAUCGAUCACAGUCUGCACCUCAGGUGAGGGCGCCCUUGGAGAAUAAGACAUUCUUACAUCGACAGCAAAAGAUGGCAAUGAAAAAAGAAGACAAGUACAAGACCGCAGAUGUUCCAAAGGACCUACAACCUAUAACCCAUAAUGGUGAAACUAUCUAUGAAUUUCUUGUUGGAGCCAGGUAUAACAGGUCUUAUUGUGCAGAUGCAACCUCCAUGUCAAAGUUAGGCUUGUAUGUCUCCAGGGAUGAACCAUUACGAUGUUUCCUCCAUCGGCCAUUUCAGGUUCCCCAAGGGGCUAGUAAAGACGUUAACUACCAAUCCCCUCAGAGUAGCCUGGCAAGCAACAGUCUUCCACAGAGCACAGAACGUAUUUUUCAACACGAUGACGCAAAAUCUCUUUCAUUGCAUGUGAAGUCAGCGUGGGAGAAGAAUGAUCCUGUAACAGCACUCAGUCGACCUACUACCGCACUGAUGCCUACCUCUCACAUUAACCAAGAUAAUUUUGGAGGAGCAGUUACGACUUCAAGCUAUGGUUCCAAGAAGAUGGAGAAAGAAGUAAAAUCUGACGAGCACAAAGAACCAUACUGUGUAAUGUGUCACGGUGGAGUGCCAAAGCAUGCAGUGGCAUCAAAGAAGCAAAACACAGUAAGGAAUAAAGAUGAACAGGAAUGUGCUGAUCAUUUGAACCAGGAUGAUCACUGGAAGAAAUCUUAUGUAAACAUCUUGGAGCAAAACUAUCAUUUAAAUAUAACCGGAACGAGAGUUGGCUUUCACAGUACUAAACCAUCUGCACCGAGAAGCAGUCAUCUUCAUUAUUCUAUGUCAUCCACACUUUAUCGGCAGAACAAGAAAACAGUCAGGCCACAUAAUAACAUGAACAACAACCACCCAAGCCGACCAGCAUCAACACAUAAUGGAUCAAUAACUGGAAGGUCAGACAGUGAGUCAAGUAGUGAUAGGUCAGGCAGUAGCAUUCAUGUUGCUAUACCAGCAAUGCCAACCUCUGGGGAGGUUGAUAUGCCGAAAGAAGUAAUCACAAACUCUGCACAAGGCACCAGAGGCAACCACUUGAAAGAAAAUUGUGCAGUAGUGUCUGAAGAUCAAAAGGAAGUAGAUUGUGGCUGUCGAUGGAAGGAAUUUGCAAAUCAGAAUGGUGCCUCAACUCAUAGUGUUCCUACUAAUGAUGAAGGAACUCUGGGAAUAUCUACCAGUGACAGUGGAAAAUCAAUUGGUGUUGACCCCAAAGAGGAUCAAAAAGAUGCAAUUGUCAAAGGUGGCAAAGCACAGAUUAGUGUUCCUGGUACUAAAGAUAGCAGAGGAAUGCAAGAUCCAUCAACUGAUGAUAGUAACACAAACCAGAAGGUAGCUGAACAGACAGAAUGUGAACAACAAACAGAAGAUGUUAGUGAGAAAGACAAGGAACCUGAAGAAGCACUUCCUGAUUACCAGCCACAAGAGGAUGGAGAUCAGCAUGACUCUUGACAAGGUUGAUACUUCAGAAUUAGGUCAAACACGUAACAUCAGAACACCCCUAGACAAGAAUUAGCACAAACAAGGUAACAGAAUAUCAAAAUUCACAAGAUGAAAGUUGAAUUUAAAGAAAAUGUUUCUGUGUUACCAAUAGAAGAGAUGAUGUGGAAUUGGACAAAACUUAGCUGAAUCACAUUUCAGAACACAUCAUGAAUGUGUAUCAUUGGAAAAAAACACUGACAACAAAAUAUAUACCAGAAUUUACAUGAUUACUGAAUGUACAAUUAAUUGCUAUACAAAUAUCUUGGCUAUACAGUAUAUGAAUUUCAUCUAUUGUUCGAACUGUGGUGUAACUCACUUUGUGUGCUGUAAUUUGAAAAUAACCACAGGUCACCAAAUUAGCAAUAAAUUGCAUGUUUUUAAAAAAAAAUUACUUUAUCAUGCAUUCAGGAUUAUAGGGUCUGUACAAACUGACCUUCAGAGUGAUCUGGCAAUCAGCAACCUAGUAUUCAGAAAACUGUAUAAGGUAGAAUUACCUCCUGGGUAGGGAGAAAUACUGAACUGUAAAUGAAAAUUCUUGCAAACCUAAUGACACAAAUAAUUCUAGUACAGUAUUCAGUUUUAUAUUGUUAUCAAUUUUAUACAUUCCAGAAUAUACUGGAUCAAAGUAUGUAUAUUGUUUUUGAUGGUUUUUGCAUAGGGUAGUUUAUACCAUAAUGCAAAGAGGAGUAUUUCAGUUCCUUUGAACUGUUGGUAUUACUACAAUACUUGUAAUAAGCGAUUAAUUGUAUUAGAGUUUGUCAAAUUUACUUUAAUUUUGAAGCAAAUUCCUUAACCAAAGAAUUCUAGCACAUACUGUAUGACAUUUGUUUAUUCCUAUAAAUUUAAUCAAGUGUUUUUUACCAGUUUCAGUAAGUUUUCCAAUUGCAAAGAUUUUAUUAUACUGUACAUACAGUAGGCCAAAAAUUUAUCUUAUUAUAAUUCUUUUAGUAAUAUUAUUUAUUAGUAUAUUGUAUUUUAUGUCUCUAUCGUAUGUACCGGUAUUCUACUUUGAGAAUUACAUUUACAGUAAAUACUUUUGUAAUACCUUAAUAAACUGUAUAUUUCAUUCAAUUUUAUGUACACAUUGUCUACCAUAAAUUCUCUAUAUUUUCUUUUAUAUAUUUUUAUAUAAUCAUCUUGAAAUGAAAAUGUUGAUGUGCAAUCUAUUUUCAGAUAUCUUAUUAGUGUACCUAUUUGAAUAUUUAUGUUAUUUGCAUAAUUCUUUGAACAUUCAUAUAUUAAAAGUUGUUUUUUUUUCAUAUUUUACAUGCAUAAUUCUUACAAAUGUUUGGAAUGCCUGCAAAGAACAGAGGAUUAAAACCUCUUGAGCUAGGCCUACUACAAGCAAUUUCAAUACUUGCAAUGUUGUAUUAAUGUGUUUUUUUUUUUUAAUGAUUGGUGUUAGCAGUACUGUUUACAUAUUUUUAAUGGUAUAGGGCUCACCAGACAGUGGUGGCGCCAGCGGGGGGGGGGGGGGGACAGGGGGGGGGGUGGACAUUUGCCCACCCGUCAGACAGGCCUGGACCCCUUGUCGUCCGAGGAACGACUGCUUCGUCGGACCAAAAAUUUAAAAAAAUAAUUUGCCUAUCCAAAUACAUAACGCUAUUUUGAUUGCCAAUCCCAAAUAUUGUGGUCUAAAAGCACAUUUAGGACCAAAUUAAGCAUAAAAACUCUCCCCAUAAACCCUAACUGGUAUUUUAUUUAUUCCGGGCCUUUGACCGAGGCUUCGUCAUCGUCUUGGUCCGGACCCCUCCGUCGGACAAGUCGGACCCCUUGUCGGCAAAUUUCUGGCGCCACCGCUGUCACUAGACACCUAAAUUUGUAUAUUCAGAUUUUUAUUCUACUAAGCAUCCUUGAUUUAAUGUCAUUAAGGACAAAUUUCAUAGUAUUCAUUUAAAUAAUUCAAUUACAACAAAUGCAUAUAUUCUUAAAUGUUUAUCUUUAAUAGUGGUCCAGAUGAAUUCCUAAUAUAUUUACUGUAGUAGGUGUUCUAGGUUUAAUAAAAAUGCACGUUAAAAACAAACUUA